AUGCUGGCAGCCUACACCGCCCUUGCCCUGCUGGCUCUCCAGGUCGGCGCUCUCAUCACUGGGGAGAGCAGCUGCAACACCUACAUGUGUGUGACAGGUCUACAUGACAGUGACACGAAUACGGACACCUAUACUCUGGCCCCUCCCAGAGGCUCACCCAUUCCUCAGUCCCAAUUCGGUGGCUUUGGUACGCAAAUGGGUGAGAACACCGGUACCUCGGCCAAGCCUGACAUACUAACGUGUUCAGGUGGCUCGCCUAUGAUCAUUGGCUGGCCGGGCUCAGAUGGCAGCAUCCUCCUCAGCCAGCGUCAGGCCAGCGGCCACAGCAUGCCUCAAGUGGUCUCCAGCCCUCCUCGCGCGGCGUCCCUACUCCGCGCCCAGUCCUUCUCCAACACCUCAUCCACCAGCAUCUCCUUUACUAUCCCGUCCAAUUCCGACUCGACGUCCAACUCUACAAGCUUGAUCUGGGCGUUCGGGACCGACAACCCCGGGUCAUCUGCCUCGGCGAGUAUGCGCCAACACUCUGGUCACGGUACUAUGACAUUGGCGCUCUUGACGCCUAUACAAGCUGCUGCGUCGACAUCAGCUUCGCCUUCAGGCUCGGGAACUAGUACGCCAGUCAUCACACCCACAGGGGUCGUAGUAUCGGACAGCAGCGGCCAGUCUGGUACCUCAGGCGGACGCAACGGCGUCAUCUUGACGCACGUUGUCCUCGGCGCACUGGCAGCGAUGGUUUUGGUUCCUCUCGGUGUAUUGACACCGCGUCUCGGCAGAGGAUGGAAUACCAGCCGAUGGUGGUUCCCUGUUCAUGCAGUCUUGAACAGUCUGGGCGCUGUCCUCGCCAUCGCGGCCUUUGGCUAUGCCUCCGCCAAGUUUGAUCGUGGUUACAACUCCACUCAUCCUGCCCUUGGCUUGACAUUCUUCAUCUUGAUGAUUCUUCAAGUCCUCCUUGGAAUUGGUGUACACUGGAUCAAGCCCCGACACAAUAAGACCUCGUCGGGUCUCGGCCGUGGACCAACCAACUAUGUCCAUAUCGGUCUUGGUAUCACCACAAUGGCGAUCGGCUUUGCAGCUGUAUAUACGGGCAUGACAAUUGAGUGGCCGCGAUAUUCGGGAAGUGGUGCGGUCGGAAGUGGGUGGAUAGCGGGAUGGGCUGUAGUGGUCGCGGUCGCCUCGGUGGCAUAUAUCGCCGGUUUCGCUCUCCUGCCCAAGCAGCUGCGGAACGAGAAGGCCGCCCAGGAAGUAGAGACGAUCAGCCAUACUACCAGUGCAGGGGAGAAGAGAGCCUGA
Molecule: messenger RNA, 1290 nt
Organism: Dioszegia hungarica
Lineage: Eukaryota; Fungi; Basidiomycota; Tremellomycetes; Tremellales; Bulleribasidiaceae
Exons: 7
Coding region: 1-1290 (429 amino acids)
Source: RefSeq, a predicted model, not a curated record